This is a messenger RNA of Oncorhynchus kisutch (coho salmon), 2761 nucleotides long. RefSeq names its product aldehyde dehydrogenase family 3 member A2. NCBI's taxonomy places the organism in Eukaryota, Metazoa, Chordata, Actinopteri, Salmoniformes, Salmonidae. Gene Ontology annotation, biological process: aldehyde metabolic process. The record is from RefSeq and is a predicted model, not a curated record. The transcript has 11 exons. Gene Ontology annotation, cellular component: cytoplasm. Gene Ontology annotation, molecular function: 3-chloroallyl aldehyde dehydrogenase activity; aldehyde dehydrogenase (NAD+) activity. Bases 244 to 1746 code for a protein of 500 amino acids.
CGUCAGUGAGGCAGGAACAAGGACAGACUAUUGUACUGUGGCAUAACGCUGUUCACCUCGUUGGUUAUACACCAAUAUUUUUUUUUAUUGCACAGGAUAGGAACGUUUCUGAUAGCUUCUUUUUUUUUUUCACUGUCAGCGGUGAUUUCACUACUUGGAUAAAUCGGGAUCAUUGAUCAUUUCGUGUAUUGUUGCUCCAGAUUGAUGCUUUCAUUCACGUGUGUGUGUUGGUGACACUUUUCCAUGGAGAUGCAGGUGGUGCAGCGGGCCAGGGAAAACUUCCUUGCCGGGAGGUCGCGACCCCUGGAGUUCAGAGUUCAGCAGCUCAAGUCCCUCCAGAGGAUGAUCACAGACAGACAGGGAGAGAUCGCCACCGCCCUCAAACAGGACAUCAACAGGAGCCAGUACGACACCCCAUUGUUGGAGCUGAUCGGCCUGGAGAAUGAGAUCAGCCUGGCUGUGUCAAAGCUGGCGCAGUGGGCUGCUCCUCGGCCAGUAGAGAAGAGCCUCCUCACCAUCUCAGACCAGGUAUACAUCCAGCCAGAGCCCCUGGGAGUGGUCCUCAUCAUCGGGGCCUGGAACUACCCCUGGGCCCUCACCCUGCAGCCCCUGGUCGGGGCCAUCGCGGCUGGCAAUGCCGCUGUGGUGAAGCCAUCUGAGCUGAGUGAAUACUCAGCUAGUCUCCUCAAAGCUCUGCUCCCACGAUAUCUGGACCAGGAGCUGUACCCUGUAGUGUGUGGGGGUGUCUCAGAGACCCAGGAGUUGCUGCGUCAGCGUUUCGACCACAUCUUCUACACAGGGAACAGCACUGUGGGUAAACUGGUGAUGGAGGCCGCAGCCCGACACCUCACCCCUGUGACCCUGGAGCUGGGAGGGAAGAGCCCCUGUUACAUCGAUAAGGACGUCGACCUCAGAGUUGCGUGCCGGCGUAUCACCUGGGGGAAGUUUGUGAACUGUGGUCAGACGUGCAUCGCCCCAGACUACAUCCUGUGUGAACCCAGCAUCCAGAACAGAGUGGUGGAGGGCAUCCGGCAGACACUACUGGAGUUCUAUGGACCCGACCCCAAAUCCUCCCCUGACUAUGGCCGCAUCAUCAACCAGCGCCACUUCAACCACGUAAUGGCUCUACUGGAUGGCUACACAGCGGCGCUAGGGGGCCAGAGUGACUCAUCACAGCGCUACAUUGCCCCCACGGUGGUGAAGGACGUGCCCCCCCAUGCUAGGCUGAUGCAGGAGGAGAUCUUCGGCCCUCUGUUGCCCAUAGUGACCGUCAGCGACAUAGAUGACGCCAUCCACUUCAUCAGCGAGAGAGAGAAGCCCCUGGCGAUCUACGUCUUCUCCUCCAACAAGAAGGUGAUAAAGCGAAUGCUGGCUGAGACUACCAGUGGCGGGGUGACAGUCAACGACGUUAUGAUGCACUACACCCUCAACUCUCUGCCCUUCGGGGGUGUAGGUCAGAGUGGAACAGGCAGGUAUCAUGGGAAACACAGCUUUGACCAGUUCAGCCACCAUCGGGCGUGUCUGGUCAAGUCCCUGGGCAUGGAGAGGGUCAACAUGCCGCGGUAUCCACCCCAGAACCACCAGAAGGCUCGCAGGGUCAGGCUGGCCAUGAGGACCCCACUGGUUGACUUCUCCAAGGGCACCUACAUCUGGGCCGUCACGGCGUCCAUUGUGGCUCUGGGACUCCUGGUCACCCUGACUGUGAUUCUAAUACUAGCGGCCGGCGUCAGCUGUACCUGUUGGUGAUUGAUGGAUAGACACAGGGGGGGUUCGUGGGGGUUAGUGGGGUUCGUGGGGGUUCGUGGGAGUUAGUGGGGUUCGUGGGAGUUAGUAGGGUUUGUGGGGGUUAGUGGGGUUAGGGUUGCAUUUAUGGAAUCAUUCACAAAAAUUCCCUGUUUUUUCCAGAAAUCCUGUUUGUAAGAUUUCUGAUUUCCUGCUACUUCAUUUAUGAUUACGAGAAUCUUCCUUACCGGGGUUUCUCAGGAAAACUUGAGAAUCUUGGGAAAGAGUCGAGACACAGUGAACUGUUGUAUUAAUACAUAAAGGUCAAGGCAUUAUGUGAAUAUUAUUGGUUUGUUUGUCCAUGUCUUCCUUUUCUAUUAUGUCUGUUGUAUAAAUUUGUAGCUAAUGAUAUUGAUAAUGAUAAUGAUAAUGAUAAUGUUUUUCCAAGUUUUUUAUUUUUAUGAUAUUAUAAAAUACUAUUUAUGAAGUUCUCUCACUUAACAACAGUUCAAAAGAUGAAGUAGACUAAUCCAUUAACAACCAUGUCUUUAGUAGGUCUGAUGUUCUGCUCACAUAAACCUUUGAUGAAUAUGUCCCAGUGUUACAGAAAUGUUGUUUCCUCUUUCCAAGUGGAUGGUGGUACUAGAGGAGGAGGGGGGGGGGGGGGGGGGUGUAGCUGUCAGCGUUGUUUUUAUUCUCCUGCUGCACUUGGUAGCCCUGCCUGGUCGGUACAAUAAUGUAAAUUCGAUCUUCAUUGUCCAAUUCUGGACGUGCCUUUUGUGUCUCUCCUGCAACAGUUGCACACACCCCAGGUUCCAUCCCAAAUGACAUACUAUUCCCGAUAUGGUGCACUACUUUUGAACAGGGCCUAUAGGGCUCUGGUCAAAAGUAGUGCUCUAUACAGGGAAUAGGAUGCCAUUUGGGACACACAUACAAUACAUUUCUCCCCUGGAGAGUUCAGGAAGUGUUAAAUCUAAUGUAUGUACAGUGCCUUGCGAAAGUAUUCGGCCCCCUUGAACUUUGCGACCUUUUGCCACAU